CCCGCCCGCUGCCGAGUCCAGCCGCUGCAGCCACUUUUUUAUUGUCUUUUUUCCACGUGGUCCCGCUAAGGUAGUUUGAAAGUGGAGAACGCUACACAACCGCUCUUUUUGCGGAGAAUCGCUACACGAUGGCCGGCACAGACCCUCUCCCUGGCUUUAAAGAACAGUUCGAUACAAUGAAGUCGGCAGUGCAAGGGAUGCUGGGCGACCUGACAGCUUUUGUGGAAAGGAGGUUCGCAGACUUCGAGCGCGAGAUCGUAAAUAAAGGGAAGGAGAUCGAAGGGCUCAAACUGCGCCUGGAAAUCUCCCAGUGCGAGCUGAAGGCAAUGCACGAGUACCUGAGUUCCGUGGACGAAAAAAAGAAGACGAGUGCAGGCUUAAAUGAGGAAGAAGAGGAACAGGGGGAGAAGGAUAACGGACAAGGGAAGGAGGCAAGCAGCGACACCACAGAUCCUGUGGAGGAGGCGCCGAGGGUCCGUGCAGAGCUCCAGAAACAGCUGCGCAUGUUGAGGGGCGAGGGGGCAGUAAAAGACUCAGAUAAGACAAAGUCUCAACGAUCUAACUCCCACCUCACAGCUGAAAUUCCUGAGAAGAUACAAAGGGUGACUCACAAUGGUACACCAGAUGUAAGUUUGGAGCGUCCAGAGCAGCGUGCCAGGGGCAUUUAUAGAGCUGACAAUUCUCUGCCAAGUGAGUCUGGAACAAAGUCAGAAUUGGUUACUGUUUAUCUAGACAAGGAAUACAAGCGUGUUGAAGAUAAGGCCCCCAAACCACACUUUUUGUUAGAAAUGCAGGCAUUGUCUGAAAAUCCCUCCACUGUUGCUCCUUUCAUGGAAAAUAUGUUGGGGACCUGCAGUGAGAAGGAAUUUCAACCUAAAGACGAGCUGGUAGACAAACCACAACUGGAGAAUACAAACCUUCAGGAACCACUUAGCAAAGGGAACAGAAAUAAGCAGCGCAGUGAUAGUGAAGAAAGGAAAUUUGAAUGUCAAGAAUGCAGGAAGAGAUUCAAAACUUCAGAAAUACUGAGGAGGCACAAGCAGUCUCACACUGGAGAGAAACCAUUUCACUGUGACAAAUGCAAUGGUCGCUUUACCCGGCUGAGCCACCUUAAGAAACACCAGACAGCGCACAUCUAUGGGAAAAUGUUUAGCUGUUUUCAGUGUGGGAAGUGGUUAAAGACCGCUGAAACCCUGAGGAAACACCAAAAGAUACACAUGGAAGAGCAGUCAAGUGUUAAGCCGCAGCCUAAAAGUGAGGUGCCUUCUGUCAGUGAAUCCCCACCUAAAAAUCCUGACCCUCAAGAGUGGCCAACCAGUGGUCUGUCCUCUGAGGUUGCUGAUGCCGAGAUAUCCAGUCCCCCAGAAGAAAAGCCAGUUCUACCUGUAGAGAAACCACAUGAGCGCAUGGACUGUGAGGAGACGGGCACGGUGAAGCAAGGCCGUAAAAAGAGUCAUAAGGUUGAGAGGCAAUUCCUCUGUUCCCACUGUGGGAAGCAUUUCAGAUAUCUGUAUGCUCUUAAAAGACAUGACUUAGUUCACACGGGAAAGAAGCCAUUUCCCUGCCCGGAGUGUGGGAGAGGAUUUCGUUGUAAUUCAGACCUUAAACGACAUCAGAAGACCCACAUCGGACAAAAGCCUUACACCUGCCCCAACUGCUCUAAAGACUUUCUUAAGAUGUCUCACCUGCAAGAGCAUCUGCUGACUCACAAAAGUGAGACAGAAUGAAGACUUAUGUUUUGUACUCUUUACGUGUUACAUGAGAAAACCCAGCUGACAGGAGAAGAGCUGCUUUCUGAAGACCACCUUGUAGAACCCAAGGAUCUGGUUUCACCCUUUACAGUGGUAGACACUAUUUCGGAAACUGGAGAAAUGUGAAGAUCUUCUAGCUGCUUUUUUAUAUCUGUGGCACUUUGCAUGUUCUGCAACAAAACAGUCCAUGCCAGAGUAUGGUUUCCACCCCCAAGAAACUAAAUGCAAAAUCUGGACAGCGAACUAGAGCUCAACACUUUCGACCAACCUGAAAUCGUAAGGCUACUGAAACUCUAAAUCCCAUAGUGGUGUGACACCGUGAGUUCAAAGGGUUUGGUUAGCAAUCCAUCCUGUGUUCUUCAAGCCAACUUUUUACCAGUUGCCUGACCAAGCUUGACUAAGCAACCAGUUUUCCAGCUCUUCUAUCUGGACGUUCAUGUCCAAAAUAUACAUUUGUUUAAUCCCAAGUGCCUUGGUACUGUACAUGUGAACCUCUAAAAAAGUCCUAAUGAAGGUCUAAAUUCCAUGAUGAUCUGACACUGUGAGUGUAAAACUUUUGGUUUUACAUACUGUAGCUACCCAUCAUGUGUUCUUCAAGGCAUCUUAUUUGCCAGUUGCUUGUCCCAGCAUGACUAACCAGACCGAUGUCCGGCUCCUCGGUGGAAGUCCAUGUCCACAAUUUACCUUCAUUUAAUCAUAAGUGCCUUAGUAGUACACAAGUGAACCUCUAAAAUCCCAUGGUGUUGUGACACAGUGAGUGUAAAAGAUUUGGUUUUACACACCCAGCUAUCCUGUGUGUUUCAAGCCAACUUAUUUUCCACCUGACUGACCCAGCAUGAUUAAUCAGUCAGUUUUCUGGCCUUUGAGUGGAAGUUCAUUCCACAAUUUAUUUUCAUUUACUCCCAUGUGCCUUGGUACAGUUCACAUGAACAUCUAAAAUCCUCCAGGUAACUAGCUGAUGUGUUCCUAUUGCUUGUUUUUAAUUUGUUUUGAACCCAUGACUGUUUUUUACAAUCAGGUAUUGUAGCUGGCUUUCACACAAUGAGAUGCCUUCUGUAUGCAACCAAAGAUUGGAAAUGUUGAUUUUUUUUCCCUUACUUUUAUACGAAGCUCCACUAAAAAGCCCAAAGUCAUGGUGGGCAGACUUGGAUGAGGCUGGCUGUAGGUCUGUAUCUCUUCUAGUUGUGCCGCCAGUGGAUGCUUACCUAUUUCAUCUCUUUCUUCAUCAGUUCCUGCAUUAUAAGGUGCAGCAAUGAAUUGUUUUUGAAAUUACAGUCCAAGAUAUGACCUAAAAAGACAAAAAAAAAGAGUGUGGGACUCCACAAAAAGAUCCACCUUUGUGAAUAUUUGCUAGAAGAUAAAACCAAAAAGUCAGAUGCCUGAAGGGAGCCAGAUUGGCUAGAUCCAAAAACUGCACCAUUGUGGUCCUGUAGGUCUUAUUUUUGUCUUAAAGGAUGAGGCUAAACCAGAAGAUACAAAAAUUCAAAGGAUAUGUAUAGCAUUCAAAAUGGCUUUUGCCUUGCAUUGCAACCUACCAUGAAGCCAACACUUACAGGAACGUUUUGUUGGAGAAUUUAACUCAAUGUGAGUGUAAGACACGAAACCCAAGCCACCUCCAAAGGAGUUUUCAGAAUUACUACUGUCUAAAGUUGUGGCCACUUUAUUCAGAUCAAUACAGCUGGUUUCCUCAGGGCGAGUGUAAAAUAAAUGACCAUUUGUUGUUUUAUUAAGUUUUAAUUAACUUACUAAAUUUAGUUAUACUGGUUAUUUUUGUGCCUGUGUAAAUCAUUCUUAAUCCCAAUUUAGCAUGUUUAACUGGUACCCUGGUGAGUCACUUAUGCUUUGUGAUUGUUAAAAAAGUAACUGUCAUUUUUUCUGGGACAAAAGUUCCCAGCGCUAUUUCAUAGCUUUGUUUUAUUUUAUCCUGCAUGUAGACUCGUAAAUCUGUUUCUGCAAAGAAUAAAACACUGGAGGUGCUCAAACAUAAUACUGUAGCCUUUACGGGGCCUUGCUUAUGCGUUAGCUGUGAAGUCGGUGCCGCCAUUGUGAUUUCACGGGUGCCUUCCCCGUGAUAAUGAUGUCAAACAGACUAGCAGUAGCUGCACACUCACACUCUUGUGUCUGAAGUCUUCUGCAUUACAUGUUAACUACUAAAAGAUAUUUUUUG
Messenger RNA from Erpetoichthys calabaricus (reedfish), 3918 nucleotides. RefSeq names its product zinc finger protein 585A-like. Lineage: Eukaryota; Metazoa; Chordata; Cladistia; Polypteriformes; Polypteridae. The record is from RefSeq and is a predicted model, not a curated record. The transcript has 2 exons. Bases 129 to 1727 code for a protein of 532 amino acids.